AUGGUAAUGUAUAGCUCGUUUGAGCAGGGGCCAGUGAUAUGGCCUACUGUUGAAAGGGUUCAAGAGCUGAUUGCUAGGUUCAUGCAGCUGCCGGACGUGCAACAAACCCGGCGAAUGAUGAGCCAGGACAGCUUUGUUGUGCAAAUGCUUGAAAAGUUGGGCACUCUGCUUCUAAAAUUGAAGCAAGAGAACAGGGAGAUGAAAAUGAAUGCAGUGAUGCAUCAGAUUUUUCGCGGAGAACAGAUAGUUGAUUAUCUGAGUUCAGUAGAUUUAAACGACCUGGGUUGGGUUUUAAACACGAAUAUUGCUGAAAGUGUUAUGAGGUUGGUAAGAGAUUCCCCAACUCUGGCUCCUCCUUCAGUUGUUGCUCCAGCAGAUGUGUUUUCUGGGCAAAGCUAUCAAAGCAUGGUGGGUAUGCAAACUGCCAAUCUUAAUCCUGCCUGGAAUUGGGCUUUCAGUAAUCAAAAUGACCCAACUCAGGGGGAGCAGGGCCUAGCACUUCCCAACAAAAUCCUUAACUCGUUUCUGCAAAUUUCUCAGUGUUCAUAA
Ipomoea nil (Japanese morning glory) is the source of this 549-nucleotide messenger RNA. Its product is annotated as MADS-box transcription factor PHERES 2-like. The transcript has a single exon. Lineage: Eukaryota; Viridiplantae; Streptophyta; Magnoliopsida; Solanales; Convolvulaceae. The record is from RefSeq and is a predicted model, not a curated record. Bases 1 to 549 code for a protein of 182 amino acids.